Molecule: messenger RNA, 1193 nt
Organism: Brachypodium distachyon (stiff brome)
Lineage: Eukaryota; Viridiplantae; Streptophyta; Magnoliopsida; Poales; Poaceae
Product: general transcription factor IIF subunit 2
Exons: 6
Coding region: 146-931 (261 amino acids)
Biological process (GO): transcription initiation at RNA polymerase II promoter; transcription by RNA polymerase II
Cellular component (GO): transcription factor TFIIF complex
Source: RefSeq, a predicted model, not a curated record
CUCUCCUCCUUUUCCGCAGCACCGCCUCUCCUUCUUGCCGAACCGUCUCGAUUUCCGAGUUAAAAGAAGACGCACCUCAAUUGCCGGCACACAAGCCGGCGAGCCCCGAGGGAUCCACACACCGGAGUGCCACCGACCCGCGGAUAUGGCCGAGGAGGCGAAGCACCUGGAGACGGGCCGGGCCGACCGCUCCGUGUGGCUCAUGAAGUGCCCGACCAUCGUCUCACGCGCCUGGCAGGAGGCGUCCGCCGCCUCCGCAGCUGGAGGCCCCAAACCUAACCCUAACCCCGUCGUCGCGAAGGUCAUCCUCUCCCUCGACCCACUCAGCUCGGACGACGACCCGGCACAGUUCAAGAUGGAGAUGGCUCAAACAGACAAUGGCAAUAAACCAAAGAGUUACUCUUUGAAUAUGUUCAAGGAUUUUGUGCCGAUGUCUGUUUUCUCAGAGUCUAACCAAGGGAAGCUUGCAUGCGAAGGAAAAGUCGAGUACAAAUUUGACAUGGAACCGCACAGAGAAAACCUUUCAGACUAUGCAAAAUUAUGCCGUGAGAGGACUGAAAAGUCCAUGAUUAAAACAAGAAAAGUGCAUGUACUUGAGAAGGACAAUGGAAUGGGCAUGCGGCCAUUGCUCAACAUUAUUUCCCUGACACCCGGUUUAAAGGAGAAGAAGAAGUCAAUACCAGCAAAAGUUUCUGACAUGAAAAGAACACGAAGGGAUCGUGGAGAAUUGGAGAUUAUCCUAUUCAAGCUAUUUGAGAGGCAACCGAAUUGGUCACUAAAGCAUCUAAUGCAGGAAACUGACCAACCAGAGCAAUUCCUGAAGGAGAUAAUGAACGAUCUUUGCGUCUACAACAAACGAGGACCAAAUCAAGGGACCCAUGAGCUCAAGCCUGAAUAUAAAAAGUCUGCUGAGGACACGAGUGCAGCUUGAAGUCUAUAUCAUAUUAUCAUCCAUCUUUUACGUCGAGCCACACCAAAGCUGGAAAUAGAAUAGAAACUAGCAUUGCUCUUAUGUAUUGAAUACGAGUAAUGGACAAAAUGGGGACUCCAAACUGUUUGUUGCUGCGUACCACGACUCUCAGAUGCUUGUCUGGUUGUUCCUGGCAAAUUAGUUUUCUCAUAAGCGGAUAAGCCCGAUGCAUCUUGUUAUGUCACUUUGCUAUAUCAAAGAUCAUGAGUUUCAGCUUCCUAAA